This is a messenger RNA of Salvia splendens (bonfire salvia), 3102 nucleotides long. RefSeq names its product flowering time control protein FPA. Bases 208 to 2847 code for a protein of 879 amino acids. The record is from RefSeq and is a predicted model, not a curated record. The transcript has 4 exons. Gene Ontology annotation, molecular function: RNA binding. Lineage: Eukaryota; Viridiplantae; Streptophyta; Magnoliopsida; Lamiales; Lamiaceae.
GUAAAAUUUAACUUCCUCCUUCACACAUAUUCCCAACCCAAUUCAUUUUAGCCCUUUCUCUCUUCAGCCCUAAUUCCUGUGAUGCUUGUCUAUCAUUGAUACACAGACACGUAAUUCUGCCGCCAGUAUAUUUGAAGGCGAGCUUCUCCCGGAUUCACCGUCGGUCUUCUACACUUCUCUCCGAUUGAAGUUUGUACACCAAGUAGAAUGAGCUUCAGAGAAGGAAGAGGCAGACCUCGUCGGGAUUACCCUUCCAGAUCAGAAGAUAGAUCCUACCAUGGUCGGGGGAGUAAUCCGCCUUCAAGGCACCUCUGGGUUGGAAAUCUUCCUCAUAACUUAAGUGAAAGUGAUGUAGCGCAUCACUUUUUACACUUUGGAGAGCUUGAGAGCAUUGCAUUUCAACCAGGCAGGAGCUAUGCUUUUAUUAAUUAUAUAAAUGAAGAAGAUGCCUAUGCUGCCUUUAAAGAGCUUCAAGGUUUUGGUAUCGAAGGCAAUCCACUUAGAAUUGAGUAUGCCAAGGCGGAAAAAUCAUUAGUUCCACCACGUGAUGCAGACUACGCUGAGCGAGAACAGAGGGACAAUUCACAUCCCAGGGGACGAGGGUCUCCCUUCUCCUCGAGGGACGCAAGAAUGCGUUACUCUAGUCCUGAGUCAUUACAUCACAGAAAAUCCAAGACCAAUGACAAAAAUGCAGAACCAAGUGAAGUCUUGUGGAUUGGAUUUCCUGCCCAACUAAAAGUAGAUGAAUUUCUUUUGAGAAAGGCCUUUUCACGGUUUGGUGAUAUUGAGAAGAUAACUGCAUUUCCAGGCCGCACUUAUGCAUUUGUUCGAUUCAGAGAUGUGAUGGAGGCCUGCAAUGCUAAAGAAACUCUGCAGGGUAAGUUAUUUGGAAAUCCCCGUGUACAUAUAUGUUUUGCAAAGAACGAGAUGGGGCCAUCAAACAGAGAGAGGAACUCAAAUGUUCCUCCUUCACCACACAUUGUAAAAUAUGGACGGACUGAAUGUUUUGAUUAUUUCCCAGCUGAUAGGGAGUAUGGUCAUAAAUCUGGGGAUCCCAGCAUGAGAUCUCCUUCUGUGUCGAAUAUGGAUCGUCGUGAUCGCAACAUAAGGAAUAAUAAUUCGUGGUCCGGGAGAAAUGAUAUCCAUGAGCGGAGAAGAUUCAGCGGUCAAGGGUCUGAGCUAGGGUUAUCCCCAGAUAUUUAUGAUCAUCCCCAUAGCCCUUCAAGGAACAUGAGAGUACGUAUUCGUGAAUUCUCUCCUGAAGGUUAUCCUCAUCAAGGUCCUAUGUAUGAUGAUCCAUGGGAUUUACCUGAAGAUGUCUCUCUCUUGCACGGGACAAAAAAAGCGAAGACCAUCACAUUUCCUACUGAUAAUGAGUUACCAGAUUUUCCAUUAUCUGAUUUGGAGAGAUCAAAACGAAUGCCUUCUCGUAAUAUUCCUCAGUCUGGUCUCCUAGAUGAUGACAAUUCCAGACAUUCAGGUUAUAGAUCCAUUCCUGAGCAUUUGAUGAACACUGGCCAACCAUUUAUGGAAAGGGGUGAUCAUUGGAAUGCACCAUAUGACGAUUUUCAGGUUGCUCCUACGCCGAUGCCUCCCCUUGAUCGGAGAAAAUUUACUCCUGACUCACGUGUAUCUUCCUCAAAAGAAGUGUGGAGGUGGGAGGGAAUGAUAGCCAAGGGAGGAACAAUGGUUUGCCGUGCUCGCUGCUUUCCUGUUGGUAAACCGCCGGACAUGGUCCUGCCCGAAAUUCUCGAUUGUACAGCGAGGACCAGCUUAGACAUGCUUGCAAAGCAUUACUAUCAGGCGGCUAGUGCUUCGGCUGUAUUUUUUGCCCCAGCAAAUGAUCCCGACAUUUCAUAUUACAAUGAAUUCAUGAGCUAUCUUGGGGAGAAGCAGCGGGCAGCUGUCGUGAAAUUGGAUGAACGGAACACCUUAUUCCUUAUACCUCCGUCCGAGUUCUCUGAAAAAGUUCUGAAAGUACCUGGUAAAGUGAGCAUAUCUGGUGUUGUCUUGAGGAUAGAUCCUUUUGGUUCUAGCUAUGGCUCCCUCCCUCCAAACGAAAACCGAGAAACUUCAUUCAACUCGUUUCAGAAUGACUCAGUAGACCAGAAUCAAGUCUCACCCUCGCUGCCUUACUUGCCGCCUCCACCACCUCUUACUGGAUAUGGAAAACCUGCAACUGUAGCUCCUAUUCUGGGGAAUUCAUCUUCUGAUUAUGAUCGGAAGCCUGCAAUCCCCCACGAUUAUCAGAACUCGAACUCCAGUAUUAGAGAUAUUACACCACAGGCAUCCAAUCCUCCAACGAGUUCCAUGGGUCAUCCCUACUAUUCAGUUCCUCGACAAAUGCAGGAAGUAACUCACAGUAACUAUACACCUGGUAACUCCGGUCUCCCCACCAGUGGAAAUGGAAAGUGGCCUAUUCAGGAGAACCCUUCUAUUCCUUCACCAUCGCCUGUUGCAGGUCUCCCACCGGAACUUGCUCAGCUGGCGUCGUCUCUUCUCAGCCAACAGGGACACUCGAGCUCCGGAGAGUAUAAACCAUCAGGAGGAAACCUCAAUCAACCUGGAUACCUGCACAGAAUGCCCCAAAAUUACGGAUUACCUAAUGAUCAGAUGUCCUCCGAUUUCCCACCAUCACAGUAUAAUAAUCAAGCGCGGCAGCUGCAGCAGCAAUCCCCAAAUUUAGUUGCAUCCCAACGAGAGGCUCAGUUAACUCACCAGCAGCAGCAACAACUUCAAACUGCCGAGCAAGAUGAUCCCGAUGCUGACCCACAGAAACGUCUGGAAGCAACGCUGCAUCUCGCUGCAGUGCUUCUUCAGCAAAUCCAGCAGGGAAAAGGUACCUGAAAGAUUGAAACUGUUUGUAACAUUCCAGAGUUUUAUCAAAACUGGCUUUCUGCGUUGCGUUACCUCUUGUACUUGUCAUGGAUUGUUAUCUAACAGUAGAUUAGAAUGGAAUAAUAUGUGGAUAAAUGCAUCUGCACUUGCACUUUCAUUCUUCAAGUUGGCCUUGUGUUAUUUGUUUAAGCAGAUAGGAUUCAGGUUAUAUUCCUCAAUUUUUGAUUUUUUUAAUUCAAUUGAGUAUCUUUAAAAUCGGUUAAA